GUCAAAGUCAUGCGCUCUACCUUCUGUUGAGGCUGGAGUAGUUUAGUUUGUAUCCAUGUCAUAAUAAUAUACUUUUACAGAGUUAUUCAGGGGUGUAGUGUAAUUAUCUCUCCUUUUUACUGGCUUCCCAACCAGAACAAUGAUGACUUAUGGUCGCAUUUUGAAAGUCCUGCACAGAAGUCUGAGACAAACCGUGACACAAUUCUGCGUGCAUCAGUGCUACGUUGUCCACACGCACAGGGCUUUGUGCACAGCGCCAGCAUUUGUCCAUUUCGGGACAAAGGUUUCUUCACUGGACUGUCUCACUGCAAGUCAGAGACACCAAGUUGCGUCUGUGCACUGUACAGCUAGAAACAGAAGCAGCCCCGAAGACAGAGGCAAGUCUGUGUCCAGGUAUCAGAGUGGGAGCCCUAAACCUUCAGCUGCACAGAAAGUGAAAGAAGCUGGAAGAGAUUUCACCUACUUGAUAGUAGUUCUCAUCGGGCUGGGAGUGACAGGUGGGCUGCUGUAUGUGGUGUUUCAGGAGCUGUUUUCUUCCUCAAGCCCAAACAAGGUCUACAGCAGAGCUUUUGACAUAGUCAAAUCCCACCCAGAGGUGAUCGGUGCCUUUGGCGAGCCAAUCAAAUGCUAUGGUGAGACCACCCGUCGAGGAAGGAGGCAGCAAGUCAGUCACAUGGAGUACAUGAAGGAUGGACUAAAACACAUGAGACUUAAAUUUUACAUUGAAGGCUCAGAGCCAGGCCUGAAGGGAACGGUGCAUUCGGAGUCAAAAGAGAACGCUGAAACUGGAAAAUAUGACUUUCGCUAUAUAUUUGUGGACGUAGACACAUACCCCAGGAGGAGCAUUAUUGUGGAAGACAACAGAUGAGAAAUAUUUACAUGACCUCUCAGGAUUUAAAAACGGGGAAAUGGUAUCUAACUGAAAUGCAGUCGUUUUGCAAUAUUUGUGAUUGAUUGAAAGUCAUUCUUCUUGUAGCAGUUUAACAAAGUCAAAUGUAUUACAAAUAGAAAUUGUUUGGGGCUAAAAUUGUGAAUUGUAAUUUCAAAUAAAUAUGUUGUUUUUUUAAUCUAA
This is a messenger RNA of Poeciliopsis prolifica (blackstripe livebearer), 1072 nucleotides long. RefSeq names its product translocase of inner mitochondrial membrane 21 (gene timm21). The coding region runs from base 140 to 868 and encodes 242 amino acids. The record is from RefSeq and is a predicted model, not a curated record. NCBI's taxonomy places the organism in Eukaryota, Metazoa, Chordata, Actinopteri, Cyprinodontiformes, Poeciliidae. Gene Ontology annotation, cellular component: TIM23 mitochondrial import inner membrane translocase complex. The transcript is spliced from 6 exons. Gene Ontology annotation, biological process: protein import into mitochondrial matrix.